AUGUAUCGUGUAUUUGAAAGUACCCACGUAAACUUGAUCACACUUUCGGGGUUUAGUUGCUUUUUGGGACGUUCUUUUAUGAUCUCAACUCACAAACACUCUUACAACAUGGAUCCCGAGGUGGACAUGGAUCUGUAUGCUUCAGUAUUUGAUGCAUACCACACAGAAACCUUGAACGAAAGCAACCCAUCCACUCCUACACACACUACUGCGUCCAUUGCUGCCUCGUACCUGCUGGAUGGCGGAAAAAGUAAUACCAGCAUUUCAGAAAACCUCGACUCUCCAGUUCAUGGAGUGUAUAAUGGCAGUCCUCUUGCACCGAAAGGCAUGACUAAGUUUGCCGUGAGAAGCAAUGGCCAGCAGAGUAUUGUUGAUUCGUUUAGUCAAGAUUUGGAGAGCAGCUUUGACCAGUUCUCUAUCGGCAGUUACCCCAUAACACCACAGAUACCGACACAGAGCCCAAGAGCCACUGUAAAGUACGAAGUGGACAUGAACAAUGACGAAGUUUUUGUAGAAGAUGAAGAAGAGUAUUCAGAUAGCGAUGGCUAUAGUUCAAGCAGAGUUAGCAACAACUUUCUUUUAACAGGAAUGCAUGCCAGCACCAGCAGCUUCACUUCAGACUAUGAUGCUCAUCCGGAUGAGUCGGUAGACAUGCAAUCCACUACUCCAAAUAUGAAUCAUCUCUCUCGCUUCAAGUUGCAUUCCAGAACCGACUCAUUGCAGGCAGACCCGUUGCUGGCAACGACAGAUUCAAAUUCGCGUCCAUUCAACGCCUCAUCUGCCGCAACCAAGAAUGCGAGCUUGAAUCCAGUCGGCAAUGCAGCUCAGUCUAAUGUAAGUGUAUCGGAUAGGUUUAGUGUGCCAGAUGACUGUGCUGCCAAUUCUAUAUUGGCACUGGCUGCCACCCUCAGCCAUUUAAACAAUACUUUUGCUCAUCGGGCUUUUGAUGACAAUCAUGCGGUCAGUGGCUUCAAUGCCACAUCUAGAGCCGCUGAUUCUAACAAAAAUAUUGUGGGUGGUGGCAGCUGUAAUGAUGUCGUUGAAUAUAAUUAUGGUCAUCAAUUGUCUAUUAACCCUGAUACUGUAUACUCUACACAUUCCAACCAUCAGCAUUUGCUCCGAAACUACAUGAACACUAUACACUCUCCAUACCCAUCACCACUGGUUCCAGAUGCCCAUGCAGAGCUUGUGUAUGUAGAUGCAGCCAAUCAGCCGUAUAACACUCCAUCGAAUGUAAAUUCACCCAUUGACAGGCAAGCGAUUCUAUCCAACGAACAUGCUUUACCUCGUGGAUCGUCUUCAAUCACUUCUCGGGGGGUCGUUUUACCACCUACUCAUGGCUUGCCAUCGGUUCCCAAACCUCAUUCUCCACCCCCGCCUAUGCCUACUCUCACUUCAUCCCAAUGGAAUAUCAAAAGUGGCAGUGGUUCUGGACAACAAGCAGCAUUCCUGAGCAGCAAAAACUCUUGUAUACCUUCAUCUUCAAUCGAAAAACUGCCUGUACUGCCACCCAAGGAUUUGGUUGUAUCAAACGAUGGCAUGUUCACUCCCUGUCGCGAUCUGGCCCAGAGUGCUACUCUGUCAUCUACCGACAAUGACCAUUCGCGUGCAUCAUUGUUUACUACUGAAGAAUCAUCACUACUCGAUAGAAUUGAAAUGUCGUCUGGCGGCGCUCUUUCUGCUAUACCUUUCACGACUCUGCCCCAUCUGGAAUCUCCCCCUGUUUCUCCCUACGCUUCUCAGAGUUUAUCCGUCACUUCUGAGCAAAAAAGCGACUUUACUCCAAGCCCUCAUGUCUAUCAGCAGUUCAAGGCUCAAAGCCGGCCCAAUAGUUUGAAAAGUAGAGAAGAUUCUAGUUUAGACGAAGAUGGUGUUUCUACUGCGUCAUCAGCAACCGCAGCCACUCGUUCUAAUUUUACUGUGCGAAAAUAUCAUCUACCUACUAAAUCAGAGUACUUUGGAUCAAUGCUUUUGGAACUGGAUCCUACUACAAAAAAAGCAUUAGCUGAAGCACCAGAUGAUGAUGGUAAUAAACAAUACGAAUAUCCUGAUGCAUUAGCUAAUCCGAAAGAAAAGGAUUCAAUCACUGCGUCAUUCUUGGACACGCCAAUACAAUCGGCAUCUGAAUCACUUUUGUCGGAUCCUUUGCCAAUUAUCGGGGAAGACAGACAGUCUUCAUCUGAAGCAUCUAGCCACUAUCAGCAAUCGCCAGUAUUGGUGAAUCCUUUUUGUCCACCUAUACUGGGUGACGAUGGAUUUUUGGAAGCUGGCAAUUUUUCCCGAGAUGCAUACAGGGAUAUCAUCCAAGCCAAGAUUCGCGAACAGGAACUAUCAAAAAAUGCUGAGCAUUCUUCUGUUGAUGGGGAUCGUAAUGCCGCUUCUCACUUGAGCCAUUUUCCUAUUCCAUCUGCUGCAAAUACUCCUCGUAUCAUGAUGGGUGAACCUCCUAUUCUGAGUGCGCGAGUUGAGCAGCAGUCUUUUGAUUAUGCAUCGAUUUUGGCCGCAGCAGAGGCACAGAUUGUUCUUAACCAAAAGUCGAUGUUGGCUUCCGAUUCUAAUUGGAAGCAGAUUCAUCCAAAUACAGUUACUAAUCAUCUUACCAAACGGCAAUCGUUAUUAGUGCUGCAUAUCCCUUCUCCCCCCAGCGUACCACCACCUGACCAUCUUCUUUCUCAGCAACAACAGCGAGAACGAACCCAGCAACAAAAUCGCUUUAAUCCUGCUCCGUUUGUACCACAGCGAACUCAUCGCACUUCACAGCUUAGUAGUUUAUCCAAUACGCCUUCUAAUAACUCUCAGCCACAGGCAUCGCUCUUUCCACAUCAGAAAAUAACAAAGCAGCAGAAUCAGAAUGCUGCAAAGCCCUCUCAACAACGCCCACCUACAACUCAGGACUUGCAGGCUCAAAGUGCACAGCGUCUAGCGUCGCUUGGCAUAUUCGAUCUUGAGCCCAAGGCUCGCCGCGAUGUGAUGCCCAACCCGAGUGACUAUUCCAAACUCGACCUCACCUCGUUUGAAACCCCCAAUCAUGUACGUGCACAGCGAGUUGCUCAUGUGGGAAAUAUUACUGGGCCACAACUUGUAUCAACUUCAAGUCGCAUGCGUACAAUCCCCAUCGAGUCCAUUCGACGCGAUCUCAUGGCAAGUGGUAAAUGGGAUGAUAGCAAUCACGAUAACUCUAAUUCUGGACAGCAACAAACACGCCAUCAAUCACGCAAGUAGACAUCAACUUUGACCAACUACUCAUUCUUGUUUUUAUUCGAGGUACUAGAACGUCCUAUAUAAUUUAAUUUGUUGAAUACAAUUACGAAUUGUUACAUCUAUCCUUGUCUGCGAGUUUCAAAUAAAGGAAUGCAUGUAUGU
Messenger RNA from Batrachochytrium dendrobatidis JAM81, 3363 nucleotides. RefSeq lists its product as uncharacterized. The transcript is spliced from 2 exons. The coding region runs from base 1 to 3222 and encodes 1073 amino acids. NCBI's taxonomy places the organism in Eukaryota, Fungi, Chytridiomycota, Chytridiomycetes, Rhizophydiales. The record is from RefSeq and is a predicted model, not a curated record.